AUGCGCCCAAGUGUAUCUCUCCAGCGCCUGGGACGCCUAUUCCCUCGCUCUCCGCGGGGACUCUGCCCGGCUGCCAUCUCGUCGCGAUCCUUCUCGAGCUGCCUGCCCGCGUUGGCCGGCACACCGCCGCGAGGCUGGACACCUACGCCCUUUGUGACGGAGACAGUGGGAGGUGGCUGGCACACCUAUGACAUCUUCUCUCGGUUAUUGAAGGAACGCAUCAUCUGCCUCAAUGGCGAAGUCGACGAGACGCUCUCAGCCUCGAUUGUCGCGCAACUCCUCUUCCUCGAAGCCGACAACCCCCAGAAACCCAUCCACCUCUACAUCAACUCUCCCGGCGGGUCUGUAACAGCCGGUCUCGCCAUCUACGACACAAUGACCUACAUCGCCGCGCCCGUCAGCACCAUCUGCGUCGGCCAAGCCGCGUCCAUGGGCUCGCUGCUCCUGUGCGGCGGCCACCCAGGCAAGCGCUACUGCCUGCCGCACUCGUCGAUCAUGGUGCACCAGCCCUCGGGCGGCUAUUUCGGGCAGGCGACCGACAUCGCCAUCCAUGCGAAGGAGAUCCUGCGUGUGCGCACGCAGCUGAACCAGAUCUAUCAGCGCCAUCUCACGGGUAAGAAGCAGCUGUCGCUCGAGGAGAUUGAGAAGCUUAUGGAGCGGGAUUACUUCAUGGGCGCGAAUGAGGCGCUGGAGCUUGGGGUUGUUGAUGAGAUUUUGGAUCGGAGGGUUAAGAAUAAAGAGGAUGGGGGCGAGGGUGCUGGGAAGCCGCCUACUUCGUAG
Penicillium alfredii is the source of this 780-nucleotide messenger RNA. Its product is annotated as ATP-dependent Clp protease proteolytic subunit. Gene Ontology annotation, cellular component: endopeptidase Clp complex. The transcript has 5 exons. Bases 1 to 780 code for a protein of 259 amino acids. Gene Ontology annotation, biological process: protein quality control for misfolded or incompletely synthesized proteins. Gene Ontology annotation, molecular function: serine-type endopeptidase activity; ATPase binding; ATP-dependent peptidase activity. NCBI's taxonomy places the organism in Eukaryota, Fungi, Ascomycota, Eurotiomycetes, Eurotiales, Aspergillaceae. The record is from RefSeq and is a predicted model, not a curated record.